Aspergillus calidoustus is the source of this 1197-nucleotide messenger RNA. The record is from the annotation of a GenBank genome assembly. NCBI's taxonomy places the organism in Eukaryota, Fungi, Ascomycota, Eurotiomycetes, Eurotiales, Aspergillaceae.
AUGAAGAACCUCGCCCUCCCUAUAGUAGGGCUCCUAGCCCUAUGCAUCAACCCACCCCACGUUCGCUCUGAAUUCGUCUGGUUCGGCACCAACGAAGCCGGCGCCGAGUUCGGCCAGGGCUCGUACCCGGGCGAACUAGGCACACACUACAUCUGGCCCGACCUCGGUACCAUCGCAACACUCAAGAACGAGGGAAUGAAUAUCUUCCGCGUGGCCUUUUCCAUGGAGAGACUUGUUCCGAACUCGAUUACGGGGCCGGUUGCUGACGCUUAUAUGCAGGAUUUGAAGACGACUGUCAACGGAAUCACGGCCCUGGGGGCGUAUGCCGUUCUGGAUCCACAUAACUACGGGCGAUACUACGGAAACAUCAUAACCUCAACAACCGACUUCGCCGCAUUCUGGACGAUCCUCGCAACCGAAUUCGCAGAUAACGACCUCGUGAUCUUUGACACCAACAAUGAAUACCACACAAUGGACCAAACCCACGUCCUCAACCUAAACCAAGCAGCCAUAAACGCCAUCCGCGCAAUCACCACAACACAAUACAUCUUCGUCGAGGGCAACUCCUGGUCAGGCGCCUGGACCUGGACAACUAUAAACGACAACAUGAAACAGCUCACGGACCCCUCCGACCCCAGUGGUUCGAAGAUCAUCUACGAAAUGCACCAGUACCUCGACAGUGACGGCUCGGGUACGACGCCCAACUGCGUCUCCGCGUCGAUUGGCCGGGAGAGGGUGAGCGCUGCGACGGCGUGGCUGAGGGAGAAUGGGAAGAAGGGGAUCCUGGGGGAGUUUGCGGGCGGGGAUAAUCCGACGUGCAAGAGUGCUGUUGGCGAUAUGCUGGCGUUUUUGAGCGAGGCGAGUGAUGUUUGGCUGGGCGGGUUGUGGUGGGCGGCGGGGCCCUGGUGGGGGAAUUAUAUCUUCAAUAUGGAGCCGCCGAGUGGGGUUGGGUAUCAACAGUAUUUGGGGAUCCUGAAGCCUUAUUUUGUUGGUGGGGAUGGAGGGCCUAUUACUAGUACUACGACUACUAGUACGACGUUGACGACGACGACCACCACGACCAGCAGUGCUACGGCCACGAGCACUGGAGCGCCGAGGUGGGGGCAGUGUGGCGGAAAUGGGUGGACGGGUCCGAGGGCCUGUCAGAGCCCCUGGACUUGUACGGUGGUGAAUGAGUGGUAUUCACAAUGUUUGUGA